Molecule: messenger RNA, 948 nt
Organism: Moneuplotes crassus
Lineage: Eukaryota; Ciliophora; Spirotrichea; Euplotida; Euplotidae
Source: the annotation of a GenBank genome assembly
UAUUGCAAUGCAUAACUUGAAUUCUCCGAAAUCAUAUUUACAUCGAGAAAGGUUCACUUCUUAUCAAAAGAGAAGAAAAAAUCUAAGCGAGACUGCACAUGCACAUGCUGACUUAGAAAAGGAUGGUGUGACCAGUCCAAAUCUUGUGUCAGGAGAGAUAGAUCUGGACAAAUCCAAAUCUGUGAGAAGUGACCAUAGAUCACUUGUUUUUAACACACUUCAAGAUCACGAAAAAGAUAAGAUUAUUAGACCCAAUACAAAUGCAUUCAGAAGAAAAUUAGAGCUAGGAAGUAGAUUGCUUAAUAACUCUGGAUUUACUCAGAAGUUAACCAAACCAAUAUUUCAUCCUAAGCCUGCUCUAAAGUUAAAUUCCAGAUUGGAUAUGAAGACUAAAAAGAAGAAUUUAAGCAAAAGGAAAGACCUCUCUUUCUUAAAAAAGAUCCGCAAUGCACAAAAGCUGUUAGCUAAAAAGCAAUCUGCAGGUAACCCACCAGCUCACCAUUCUACUACUCUCUUAAUCCUCCCCACCUAUAUAAACACCAGGAUACGGCCAAAUAGAAGACUAAUGUGAAGAUCUACAGAGACAUCUCCUGUGCACUCUGGAAGACUAUCAAACCUAAGCAAGAAAAGAAUCGUUCUUCAGAACAGGGAUGACCAACAGAAGCAGAAGAUGAUAAUGGAUCUAAAGAAGCUACAAAAGAAUUUGUUCAGCAAGAUUUCGAGCAAUGGACUCAACAUGCACAAGAAAGAGCAGUAUUUGAGAAGACAGAAGUUUACAAAGAGAAUGUUUGGAGGGGUUAAGUCAGAUGAUGAGUUGAGGAUUAGUGGGUUUGAACAGAGGAGAGGAGUUCAGGAGUAGGGAGGUGGGGUGAUAGAGAGUUGGAUGAUAGGAAGUGAUGGAAGUAUUAUUAGGAUAUUAUCAACAAUUUGAAGCUGAAGUGUUUUAGA